AUGGGUAAGAGAAAGGAAGUAAGUAUUUCAAAGCCUGGAUCCCGUAAAAGGAAGAGACAAAAAUACACAGAUGAACAUAGCGAUGAAUCUAAUGAAGAAGAGAAUUCACAGUCAUCAGCUGAUAGUAAUUGCUCUUUACUGUCGACUGUAGGGGAAGUUGGGAUAAUUGAAAGUAUCCAGCUGAAGAACUUUAUGUGCCAUUCGAUGUUGGGGCCUUUUAAGUUUGGAUCAAAUCUCAAUUUUGUUGUUGGAAACAAUGGGAGUGGAAAAAGUUCUGUAUUAACUGCUCUUAUUGUUGGACUUGGUGGAAAAGCCACUGCAACUAAUAGAGGUUCCUCACUAAAAAUGUUUGUACGAGAUGGAGAGACUUCUGCAGAUAUUACUAUAACAUUGCGAAACCAGGGUAGAGAUGCAUUUAAACCAGAAGCGUAUGGUGACUCUAUUAUUGUGAACCAGCACAUUAAUCUGGAUGGAAGCAGAAGUUACAGACUGAAAAGCAAAUCUGGGACCUUAAUUUCUUCAAAGAAAGAAGAACUUGUAGGAAUACUGGACCACUUUAAUAUACAGGUAGAUAAUCCUGUGUCUGUUUUAACCCAAGAGAUGAGUAAGAACUUUUUACAGUCUAAAAAUGAAGGUGACAAGUACAAGUUUUUUAUGAAGGCAACCCAGCUGGAACAAAUGAAAGAAGAUUAUUCAUCUAUUAUGAAAACUAAAGAAAAUACAUGUAAUCAGAUAGAACAAGGAGUAGAGCGUCUUCAAGAACUUAAGCUGCUUUACUGUGAAAAAAAGGAACGUUACAAAAGCAUUGGGUUUGUGAAUGACAUGCGAAAUCAUCUUGAAGAUUUGAAACAUAAAAUGGCAUGGGCAGUGGUGGGUGAGAUGGAAAAAGAAAUACAGCCAAUCAAAGAAGGCAUCAGAGCUGAAGAAGGAAAUACAAAGAAGUUUGUUCGGAAGCUAGAAGAAUGCCAGGUAAAAGUGACUGAAGCAGAAGAAAAAUACAAAGCAAUACAAGACAGGUUAAUAAAAGUAAGUGAAGAAGCACAAGCCUUGCAUCCUCAGUGUGUUUCUUUGAAGGCUGAUGUGCAGGCAAGAAGAAAAGCAGUCCAUGAAGCUGAGGUACUUUACAAUCGUUUCAAAACUGAGUUAAAACGUCUAGGAAAAGAUGAUGAACAGCUACGUAAACGAAUUGAAGAACUGAAAAGCAGUGCUAAUCAGGUUUCAGAGCCUGAAAGAAUGGAAAGACAAAGGAAAGUCGCACGCUUAAGGGAACAGUUAAAAGCAUUCCAUGAUGAAGAAACCAUGAUUGAUCAACAGGUGGAUCAGUUUCAGCAGGCUAUAUAUAAGUGUAAGGAAGAACAUGCUAGACUUAAGAGAGAAGAUUGUGAUGCGAAACAAGCACUGGAUGCCAAGCAGAAACAGCUGAGAGAGCUGAAAGAUAGUAAAACAAAUACCUUGAAAAGAUUUGGACCACAUAUACCAGCAUUUCUUGAAGCAGUUGAAACAGCCUAUAGGGAACGUCGCUUUAGACACAAACCUAUUGGACCUUUAGGUGCUUUCAUUCAUCUGAAAGAUGCUGAACUGACCUUGGCUGUUGAAUCUUGUUUAAAGAGCCUAGUUCAUGCAUUUUGCUGUGAUAAUCAUAGUGAUGAAAGGAAUCUUCAGCUACUGAUGUCAAAAUACUAUCCACGUGGACUAAGACCUCAAAUAAUUGUAAAUAAAUUUCAGAAUACAGUUUAUGAUGUUAGACACAGAGCAGUUCAUCAUCCAGAAUUCCCAUCAGUUCUCACAGCAUUGGAAAUAGAUCAUGCAGUGGCUGCCAAUUGUUUGAUCGAUGUGAGGGGUAUAGAAAGAAUCCUGUUGAUUAAAAGUAAUGUUAAAGCUCGUGAAGUAAUGCAGCGUAGUCGGCCGCCGAAAAAUUGUAGAGAAGCUUUCACUGCUGCAGGUGAUCAAGUAUUUGAAAGACGGUAUUACUCUUCUGAUUACCUCAGACCCAAGUUCCUAAGCAAAGAUGUUGAAGCAGAAAUAAGUCACUUGGAGAAAGAAAUUGAAAACAGAAAGGCACGGAUAACAGCAUCUCAGCAACGUUUGUAUUCCAUUGAAAAGGAGAUUCGGCAGAAUGAAGAUCAUCUGCACGGUCAUCGACGACACCAAAAAGAAUUACAGAUAAAAAAAAGAACAAUAAAUGCAGAAAUAGCAGAUCUGGAAAAUAUGGAGGAACACCAGUCAGUGGACAUCCGUACAUUAGAAGAUGAAGCCAAAGAAAAUAAGGGUAAGAUGGAAUCUGUAAAAAAAGACAUGCAGCAGCAAAGCAUAAAAAUGGAAGAACUGAAAAAUAUUCUCCAGGUAGCUGAAAAAAAAUUUGAAGAAAUGAAAGAAAAAAUUCAUCAAGUAGAAGAAAUUGUUGGUCCAAUUAAGGAAGAAUUAAACCAGGCUGAUGCAGAACUGGAAAGCAGUAAACGUUGUUUGCAGCACUAUGAAGACAAACAGAAAGAACACUUGGCUUGCAUAAAAAGACAUAAAGAAUUAUUAGCUGCCAAAGAAAAAGAAUUAGAGGAAAAAAUCGCACAAGCUAGGCAAAUCUACCCAGAGCGCUUAGAGGUCAGCAGAACUGUUAAGAGUCUUGAUGCAGAAAUGAAUCGCUUGCGAGAGACGAUAAAUUCUGAAAAUGAUCGCCAUGGAAACAGAGAAGAAAUAGUACAGCAAUUUCAUGAUGCAAAGGAAAGAUAUGAAGAUGCAAACAGUAAAGUAAAGAACUUAAAGAAAUUUAUUAGGCUGCUGGAAGAAAUAAUGACACAGAGAUUCAAAAUAUAUUGGCAAUUCUUAAGGCUCCUGUCCUUACGAUGCAAACUCUACUUUGACCAUUUAUUACGUAUUCGAGCUUGCUCUGGAAAAAUACUUUUCGAUCACAAGAAUGAGACUCUUUCAAUAACAAUUCAGCCUCGAGAGGAAGACAAAGCUGCCCUUAAUGAUGUGAGAUCCUUAUCAGGAGGUGAACGUUCCUUCUCAACAGUUUGUUUUAUUCUUUCUCUGUGGUCCAUUACUGAAUCUCCUUUCAGAUGCUUGGAUGAAUUUGAUGUCUACAUGGACAUGGUUAACAGAAGAAUUGCAAUGGAUAUGAUUCUUAAAGUGGCUGACUCUCAGCAUCAUCGGCAGUUCAUUUUGCUCACUCCACAAAGCAUGAGUUCUCUGCCUACGAGUUCCCGUAUUCGAAUCCUGCGAAUGCAAGACCCUGAAAGAGGCCAAAGAACAUUGAAUUUCCAAAAUAGGACUGACAGAGAGGAUGAUCAAUAA
Antrostomus carolinensis (chuck-will's-widow) is the source of this 3291-nucleotide messenger RNA. RefSeq names its product structural maintenance of chromosomes 6 (gene SMC6). Gene Ontology annotation, molecular function: single-stranded DNA binding; damaged DNA binding. Gene Ontology annotation, cellular component: nucleus; site of double-strand break; Smc5-Smc6 complex. The coding region runs from base 1 to 3291 and encodes 1096 amino acids. The transcript is spliced from 26 exons. The record is from RefSeq and is a predicted model, not a curated record. Gene Ontology annotation, biological process: double-strand break repair via homologous recombination. Lineage: Eukaryota; Metazoa; Chordata; Aves; Caprimulgiformes; Caprimulgidae.